Drosophila serrata is the source of this 2198-nucleotide messenger RNA. RefSeq names its product odorant receptor 59b. Gene Ontology annotation, molecular function: olfactory receptor activity; odorant binding. NCBI's taxonomy places the organism in Eukaryota, Metazoa, Arthropoda, Insecta, Diptera, Drosophilidae. Gene Ontology annotation, biological process: detection of chemical stimulus involved in sensory perception of smell; sensory perception of smell. The record is from RefSeq and is a predicted model, not a curated record. Gene Ontology annotation, cellular component: plasma membrane.
GCAUAGACGUAGGCCAUGGUGCUGUUCCAAAUGAUUAAUCCGGCUCCGCUGGAGCAGAAAGUGCAGUCCCGUGAGGCGAAUAUAUAUCUUUAUCGGGCCAUGUGGCUCAUUGGAUGGACUCCGCCGAAGGAGGGUCUACUGCGGUAUGUGUAUCUCUUCUGGACAUGUGUGCCCUUCGCCUUUGGAGUGUUCUACCUGCCCGUGGGCUUCAUCAUUAGUUAUGUGAAUGAGUUCAAGAACUUUACGCCUGGGGAGUUCCUCACCUCCCUGCAGGUGUGCAUUAAUGUGUAUGGAGCGUCUGUGAAGUCCACGAUUACGUAUAUAUUCCUUUGGAGGCUGAGGAAGACGGAGAUGCUGCUGGACAAUCUGGACAGGAGGCUGCAGGGUGAUGGAGAUCGGAAGAAGAUCCAUGACAUGGUGGCCCGCUGCAACUAUGCGUUCCUCAUCUACAGCUUCAUCUACUGUGGCUACGCGGGAUCCACUUUCCUCUCGUAUGCCCUCAGUGGUCGUCCUCCUUGGUCGGUUUACAAUCCUUUUGUGGACUGGCGCGAUGGCCUGGGCAGUUUGUGGAUUCAGGCCAUCUUUGAGUACAUAACCAUGUCCUUUGCGGUGCUGCAGGAUCAGCUAUCGGACACGUAUCCCCUGAUGUUUACUAUUAUCUUUCGGGCGCACAUGGAUGUGCUCAAGGAUCAUGUGAGGAAUUUGCGCAUGGAUCCGGAAAGGAGCGAGGCUGACAACUACCAGGAUCUGGUUAAUUGUGUGAUUGAUCACAAGAUGAUUAUACGAUGCUGCGACAUGAUCCGCCCCAUGAUAUCCCGCACCAUCUUUGUGCAAUUCCUCCUCAUUGGUUCUGUGCUGGGUUUGACUCUGAUCAAUGUUUUUUUCUUUUCGAACUUUUGGAAGGGUGUGGCAUCCUUUCUCUUUGUCAUCACCAUUCUGAUGCAGACAUUCCCCUUUUGCUAUACCUGCAAUCUCCUUCUGGACGAUGCCCAGGAUUUGGCCAACACCAUUUUUCAAUCGAAUUGGGUCGAUGCAGAGCCUCGAUACAAGGCCACCCUCGUGCACUUUAUGCAUCAUGUUCAGCAGCCUAUAAUAUUCAUUGCAGGGGGAAUUUUUCCCAUCUCCAUGAACAGCAACAUAAGCGUGGCCAAGUUUGCCUUCAGCAUCAUCACAAUAGUGCGGCAAAUGAAUCUGGCCGAUCAGUUUCAGUAAAAUUAGCUCAGUUAUCCCAAAUUAUCCUGCCUGCACUCGCCACGAGCACAACUGCGAUUCUUUAUGUCCGUGAUUUGCAUAAAAUCUGUAUAUGUUGUGGCUUAUCUCAUAAGAUUUUGGCUGAUUUAGUUGGUAAAUGGUAAUGGCGAUGCCAAAGGAUGUGAAAGUCUGACUGAAUUUGCAAAUUGUGUUAACAGACGGAAAUUACAACGGCCGACUCAGGGCUCUGGAAGAAUAUUUCUGUGGCAAGGAGCAGAGGGAAGAGGCAGCCACAGGAAGUACAUAUAACCGUUUACAUAUUGUAUGCGAUUUUUAUUUAAAUUUUAUGUUAAACACGUGACUUGUAACCAGCGCAAAAGGUAGAGGCGGAAAAUAGCACACAGUAAGCUCUUUAAAAUAAAACUCUAAACUGUAGAGACUUUGAUCCCAACACUCCACACAACAGUUUAGUAAUUCAUCUGGUAAACAAGUCGAAAAUUCAGUAAUAUAUAUAUUUUAUUUACUCUUGAAUUUAUAAAUCCACCUGAAAACUUCUCGAAGCGAGAAAAUGAAUCCAGAUCGGAAUCCGAGCCUUAGGAAGAUGGAGCCGCUGAUGGAACCCGUUUCCGCGGUGCAACGCAUGUCCUCCGCUGGCUUCCGUGAGCGUCGCGCCGUUGUGGAAGCCUAUCGUGGCCCACAGGUGGCUCCGGAUGAAGCCAUGCUCCCCAUGCCACCACACAAUAAGGGGCACGAUUUUGGGAAGAUGCUGCAGAAUUUUCGAGAGCAAUUGGCCAUGCCGGGACUCUGGCAACGCACAUUGCGACUUCUGAAGAAGCGGUUUUAGUACGUUUUAAUUGUUAUUAAUCUUUGGUAGAAAAUACUCUUCACAAGUCCCCACCACAAAAUCAUAGGAAACAUGUAGUGUGCUCGAUUUUAGGCUACGCAAGUAAGGUUGUUUACAAAUUGUUUUCUUUUAUUGUUCGAACAAAAUAUAUAUUAAGAAUUAA